AUGGUGGGCGAGGAUUUGCUGGAGCUUUCUCUCCUUGCGAAGGAGAUGCAGGAUGUCACUGAGGCCGACCACAACCAGCUGAAGAAUCAGAUUGAUCAGCACGAACGUGAUCAACAAGGAGACGCAGCAGAAGAUCAGACAGAAAUGCCUACUGCCCAAGAUCCAGAUGCAGCACUGCCAGAUGGACAGCAGCUUGUGGACCUUACCUCAAAUCUGCCACCGAGCUCCGAUGAAAGCCAGAACUAUCCCAAGACAUUGGCUGAGGCACUGGCUCUUGACAAUUGGUGGUCGGGGAUUUGGCAGUUGGCCCUGCAUCUGCGAUGUGGCCCGUCCGGAAUGGACAACCUCUACCUUCGUGGCGGAGAAGAAGUUCGAUAUCGAGCAAGGAAGUUAAACUGGCACCAGAAUUUGGAGCACCAAUUGAAGGAGAUUCGGAUGAAUCAGGAUGAGAUGAUGGCUGGACAGAGGGGCUCACGGAUUUCAAAGUGGAUUCAGCAUUCCAGCACUAUGCGGGAUCGGGCUGGCUGGCAAGCUCCUGAGAAGAUUCAGAUUGGGAAAGUUGUCAUGCUCAACCUCGGGACGACUGCGCCUCCAUGUCCAGCAUUUGUCCAUACAGUUUGGCCCUGUGGCAAGAAGCCACGUCCAAUCAGCCAAGAAAUUCCGAUUCAGUCUUUGAAGACUUUCAGGGCCACCAUGCUUGUCCGUCACAAGAAAUCCAAGGAGGAUCUAGACGAAGAGUGUUAUUGGGAGCCCUCGCCAAACACGUGGAUGUAUGGGCAGGAGCAUCUUUUGGCUAUCUUGGAUGCGGACACCCAGCGCACUGCGGUGAAUCGAGGCCACUUCUUCUUGACCCCAGCAUCGGAGGAGAUGAUCCUGAAGGUGCAAUCAGAGGAGCACCCGGCAGCGCCUCAUCGAGGCCUGAAUGUGAAGAAAAGGAGGAAACCUCCGAAGUUGAAGCUUGGGGCAGCUCUGAAGAAAGCGGCUUCGGCAAAGAUUGCCAAGAAGGCCCAGGAAGCUCCAACGCCCAGUAGCAUUCGGCGCUCAGUGGCUGGGAGGAGGAUGGUGGACGCAGUUCGGUUUGCGGACAACCCUGUGUUCAACCCGAACACGGGGUCUUGCACGCUGAAGGGGUGUACUAGCUACACCUACGACCUCUUCAUGGAGCAGGUUCCGCUGUACUUCCAGGCCCUCCACGUCAAGGUCCGCAAUGCUGAGAGGUAUGGACUGUUGGUGUACAAGACCAUCACAGAUCUGACCCAGCAGAUGGAGCAGAACCCUGCAAAGCGUUCCUUGCUGCUCAACAUCAUCCAGGAUGCCAUCAAGGCAAAGCUCGGCCAGCCGAAGAUCUAA
Molecule: messenger RNA, 1350 nt
Organism: Durusdinium trenchii
Lineage: Eukaryota; Dinophyceae; Suessiales; Symbiodiniaceae
Source: the annotation of a GenBank genome assembly